AUGGGUUGUUGUUAACAGAUACCUUUCAAAGAAAAAGAAUCAUAGAUAGUAGGAUAGAUCUCUAUUAAAGAAGAAUUUUCUCCAAAAGCACUACAAAUUCAACCACUCUCCUUAAAUUUAAUAAAAGGGGAUGUAGAUAGUAUAGAGCUUCAAGAAAAGGUGGAAAGACUUGGGAGCACAUGUGUUGAUAAUGUAUUAAAUGAGAAACAACACAGCAAAUUGGAAAACGAGGUGAAUGAUUAAUUUAAGGAUGAAGUUAUUAUUAAUUUGCGAUAAACUUCAAAUCCACUAUAAUUGAUUAGAGAUGGCAGUAGCAAAAAUCUAAACAAAAAAUUUAUAGGAAUGUUAUGA
Paramecium pentaurelia is the source of this 351-nucleotide messenger RNA. NCBI's taxonomy places the organism in Eukaryota, Ciliophora, Oligohymenophorea, Peniculida, Parameciidae. The record is from the annotation of a GenBank genome assembly.